This is a messenger RNA of Syngnathus acus (greater pipefish), 693 nucleotides long. RefSeq names its product family with sequence similarity 166 member B (gene cimip2b). NCBI's taxonomy places the organism in Eukaryota, Metazoa, Chordata, Actinopteri, Syngnathiformes, Syngnathidae. The record is from RefSeq and is a predicted model, not a curated record. Bases 38 to 676 code for a protein of 212 amino acids. The transcript is spliced from 4 exons.
UAAAUUGGAGUGAUUUAUUCUACACAAUGACAUAUGAAUGGAAUUUUUUUUUUUUAACCUUACACUCACCUGUUUCUCGCCUGUAGGUUUUGUUCCCAAAAGGCAGCACUACAUUGCCUGCAGCUUCGCGGAAACAUGCCAGAGAGCAUUUUCUGACUUUUACCGGGAGACAUAUGCAAAUAUUCAACGGGCGUCGGCAGAUUCAUCACUCGCUGUCAACUCCUCGCACCCGCAGUUGGAGGUCCGGAGGCCCACGGUGCCCCUAACCGCCAUUUCAGACCAAUUGGUGUCCUACAAACCCUUAAAAAGCUUCACCCCCAUCCCUAAACCACAUUUGCUGGACGAUGGACACCCCUACAAGUACUACAUGUCAGGCUUCACAGGACAUGUGCCGAAAUCCCGCUUCCUCAUUGGGAAAGGUUACCCCAUGACCACUAACGAGGCCCUUGUCCAGUUCGGAAGGGAGCAGAGUGGCGGCGAAUGCCCGCUGCCAUCCAUUUGUGCAAUCUAUCCAUCAUGCCACAGGGGGGUGGCAUCAUCAUUCACGGGUCACAUACCAGGGUACAAAUUCAUGUACGGGCACACCUUUGGCCAGCUUUCCAAGAAAGCUUUGGAGAAACGUGCCAGCAAGAAACCCCAUCCCCCAAAAUAUUGUGAAGAAAACAGAUUUGAAUAACAAGAUGAGAAAUCUAU